This is a messenger RNA of Telopea speciosissima, 919 nucleotides long. RefSeq names its product arogenate dehydrogenase 2, chloroplastic-like. Gene Ontology annotation, molecular function: arogenate dehydrogenase (NADP+) activity; prephenate dehydrogenase (NAD+) activity; prephenate dehydrogenase (NADP+) activity. The record is from RefSeq and is a predicted model, not a curated record. Lineage: Eukaryota; Viridiplantae; Streptophyta; Magnoliopsida; Proteales; Proteaceae. The transcript has 7 exons. Gene Ontology annotation, biological process: L-tyrosine biosynthetic process. Bases 34 to 819 code for a protein of 261 amino acids.
UUGCUUAUCCAAAGUCUCCGGAAAAGCAAAAUCAUGUCUUCAUCAUCAGAAGCCCUAAAGAUCGGUAUAAUAGGAUUUGGUCCCUUUGCACAGUUCCUGGCAAGCACCAUGGUGAAACAAGGACACACUCUAACUGCAACCUCACGAUCCGAUCAUUCUGAGCUUUCCUCCCACUUGGGUGUUAAUUUUUUCAGAGAUAUAAACACGUUCCUCGAAGUUGAUAACGACGUCAUCUUACUCUGCACAUCCAUCGUAUCACUCUCUGAAGUGGUGAAAUCAAUACCUUUCCACCUCGUGAAGAGGAAGCCUACCCUCUUCGCUGAAGUCCUCUCUGUCAAAACCUAUCCAAAGGAUCUUCUCAUUCAGGAAUUGCCAGAAACGAUGGACUUGCUCUGCACACACCCGAUGUUUGGGCCAGAGAGUGGGAGAGAAGGGUGGAAUGGCCUACCGUUUGUAUUCGAGAAGGUUCGAAUCAGGGAUCAAGAUAUCUGCUCCCGUUUUCUUCAGAUUUUUGAACAAGAGGGUUGUAGAAUGGUGGAAAUCACUUGUGAAGAACAUGAUAAACAGGCUGCUCGAAGCCAAUUUCUUACCCAUACCAUUGGAAGGAUUUUGUCUGAAAUGGAUAUCAAUUCUACAUCAAUGGAUACCAAAGGUUUCCAGACACUGCUUCAAUUGAAAGAAAAUACCAUGAAAGAUAGUUUCGAUUUAUACAGUGGGCUAUUCAUCCAUAAUAAGUUGGCUCAACAAGAGCUGAAGAACCUGGAACUAGCAUUACAGACUGUCAAACAGCGGCUAUUUGAUAGGAUGGAUGAAAAGUAGAAUGAAGCUGGUCCUUGACAUUACAUUUCAUGUGUCCCAGUCUCAUUUCUACAACUUAAGAGAUUGUAUAUAAUUGUUUAGCCAUGAUUUUAUUAACAAU